AUGGCGGACCCGACGACGGUUCUAGAGGAGGAGUUCGACGAGAACUACGAGCCGACGCAGGAAGACAUUCUCGAGUACGCGCAAUGGCUGGGAAUGGAGUUACCGGAGGAGGAGGAGCUGCUGUGGGUGGCGCGACAGGGGCUCAAGGCACCGCUGCCGCCCAACUGGAAACCAUGUCGCACGGACGAUGACGAGAUAUAUUACUUCAAUUUCCAGACGGGCGAGAGCGUGUGGGAUCACCCCUGCGACGACCACUAUAGAGCCCUGUACACGGAUGAGAAGAACAAGCUCAAGGCGGCAAAGGCUGCUGCAGCAGCAGCCACCAGUGGCAGCAGCAGUCGGAGGGGGGCGGGGCGGGUCGGUUGUUCUCAAUCGCAUGCUCUUCUCCCAUCUCCCAAACCCUUCACACCCUCCCCAUUGCCCAUCCCUUCCCCCGUGCCCAUCCCUUCCCCCGUGCCCAUCCCUUCCUCCAUGGCGCUCCCACCCUCAGCGGAGGCGCAAGGUCGCCCCCAAGGGCUCAAGAGACGCCUCUUUGUUUUAGUCGCCUCAAACAAGGCCUUGAUUGCCCUCCUCCCCGCUCCCCCCUUUCCACUCUCUCUCCCCCCCCCUCUAUUUCCCUGCCCCCUUGCCCAUCCCUUCCCUCAUAUGACGCUCCCGCCCUCAGCGGAGGCGCAAGGUCCGGAGGCGCAAGGUGGUUCCCAAGGGCUCCAGAGACGCCUCUCCGGAUUCGCCAAACGCAGGGGCGAGGGCGUCUCUCCAUCACAGACAGCUCAGAGGAUGACAGAGGAACCAACCCCAACCUUGCUGUUCCCUGCCCCCUCCUCCCCCCGCCCAUUCAUUCGUGCAGGAGUGCCACAGGGGCGGGGGCGCCUCUCUAUCACAGACAGCUCAGAGGACGAUAGAGGCAUGGCGCGCGCUGCUGCUGCUUCCCAGCAGCAAAUGAGACUCCAACAGCAGCAGCAGCAGCAACAGCAGCAGCAACAGCAGCAGUUUCAGCAGCAGCAGCAAAGACAGGCUAGACAGCAGCAGCAGCAGCAGCAGCAGCAGGGGGGGGAGCAAGGGCUAGGGGGUAACCAGCAGAGCAGGAGACCACCCGCAGGGUCGGGAGCAGGGGGAGGGGCAGGUGGAGGUUCGGGUGCUUCCGAUAGGGGAGCAGGAGGUGGAGGUUCGGCUGCUGGAGGGUCGGCGGCAGGUUCGGCAGGAGGUUCGGGGCAGGAGGUAGAGCUGCUGCAUCAGGUCACGUGGUCUCCCGAGCCUGGGCAGGGUCGGCGGUCCCCCAUGGCUAGCUCUCUGGCUCGGGCGGGGUCUAUGGGUGCUGCUAUCAAGGGGAAGCCCACAGUUUUGGAAGAAACGGAUGCAGAGGAAUGGGAAACGUCUGAUGACGAAACGGGCACCAGACCCCCUUCAUCAGCUGCUGCUGCUGCUGCUGCUGCUGCUGCUGCUGCAUCAGCAUCAGCAGCAGGUGCAGCAGCAGCAUCUGGACUUCCAGUUUCCCAAUCCCCCGGUGUUGUGCCUAGUGCUGCUGGAGGGGGGGGACAGGAGGCAGGCGCAGGAGCAGGGGGAGGAGGGGGAGGGGGAACAGGGGGAGGUGGGGGUGGUGGUCGGGGGGGCGGUAGAGGAGGAGCCGAGGGUUACCACCAACAGCAGCAACAACAGCAGCAGCAGAAGCAUGGAAUGGUGCCUCGGAGGGCGGGUGGAACGCCGAACCAGAACCAGGAGGUUCGGCGAGGAGGGGGAGGAGGGGCAGGGGGUGUUGGCGGCGGUGGUGCGGAGGGUGGGGGCAGGGGGGAAGCAGGUAGCAACAGCAGAAGACCAGGGAGUUCUGAUAGGGUGGGAGGGGAAGCUGGAGUGGUGGGAGCAGGAGUGAGUGGUGUGGGUGCUGUUGGUAAGGGAGGAGCAGAGGGACGGGAGGGCCGGGAGGGGAGGGAGAGGAGGGAAGAGCGAGGAGAAGGAGUCGGGGGGAGGCAGGAGGGGGAGGGGAAGGAGAGGCGGAGGUCUUUGGAGGGGCGGGGGAGUGGCACGGGGGGGGAGAGGGCAGGGGAGAGAUCCGCGGAGAGGGGGGAUCCGAGGGAUGGGCGGGGGGGAGAGGGGGCGGGGAGAGGAGGGCCGAAGAGAACUAGCAGCACAGAUGCCCAGGGGGGAGUGGGUAACGGCCAGGGCAGUGGUCAGGGCAUGCAGGGUUACUCAAGAGGAGGAGGGGGUGAGGCUAGUCAAGAUCCGCAGCAGAGAGGCGUAUCUGGUGUAGGUGGUGCUGGUGGUGCUCGCAAGGCGUCUGGGCUGGCUGAUGGGCGGCUUGCAGGAGGGGCGCAAGGGGGAGGCGUAGUGCAAGGGACGGUGCAGGCGGGUGGCUCUGGUGGUUUGCUGGCGGCUGCAGCGGUGGAGAGACAGAAACGGGAAGGGGAGGAGGUGGCGGGUAAAGGAGGGCCAGCUAAGGAGCGUGAGCCUCUUGGUCAGGAACCCAAGGAUAAAGACGCUGAUGCUGAGGACGAUGAGGUGACUCGCCUUCGGGAGGCAGCAGCAGCGGCGCAGCGUCGAAUAUCGCGGUACGAGGCGGAGUGUGACGGGCGGCUGGCAAAACUCAAGGCGGAGAGGGAGGCGCUGGUGAGGCGGCGAGAGGUGGAGAUCACACGGCUGGCGGAGCAGCUUGGCACGCCCUUUGACGCGGGGGCACUCACCCAAGCGCGCAGUGUAGCAGUGGACGAGGGGCGAGCGCUCAUAACACGGGAGAGAGAUGCAGCCGUGGCAGCAGCCAAGGAGGAGGUGGAGCGGGAGAGGCAGCGGGCCAUGGCUGUGCUGCGAGAGGAAGCUUCCCUGAAGGUGGCGUUGGAGCGGCGGCACCUGCAGGUGGAUCCUCAGGUGGUGGCGCUGGUGAAUCUGGAGGAGGUGGCCCGGCAGCAGGAGUUUCUGAAUCGGUGGCGUGCAGCACUGGAGCAGGAGAAUCCACAAGUCCUAGCGCGAUGGAAGGCGGCAGCAACGGAGGAAGAGCAGCGAAUGCUGGAGCUGGCGCGGAGAGAAGCAGCAGCGCGGGUGGAGCGAAUAGUAGAGCAGGAGGAGCGGCGGGAGCGAGAAUCAGCCCUCAAGGGCAUCCGAGAGCGGGUUCGGGCAAAGCUAGGGGAAGAGGAGAGGCGGAUCGUUGCCCAGGAACGGGCAGAAAUGGCUUCCCGUAUUGCCGAAGCUGUCGCGGAGGAGCGGGAACGGCUCGUGGAGGCUCGGCGGAAGGAGGUGUUGGAUCGGGCGGAGAGGGAGGCUGGGGAGGAGGCGGAGAAGAGGAGACAGGCGAGGUUGCUGGAGGCUUGGAGGAGGGUAGAGGCUGAGGUGGAGGGGGUGCAGGAGGAGGGGUGGGAGAGUGUGGUGGGGAGGGCGAGGGGAGUUGCAGAGGAGGCAGGGAUUUCAAUGGAUGGAGAAAAGGGGAAAUUGCUAGAGAUUGUGCGGUGGUCGCUGGAGGAGGAGAGGAAAGAGUUGAGUGAACAGAGGGUGGCUGAGGUGGUGGAAGCGUUAAAGGAGGAAGAGAGGGAGGUUGUAGCGCGGAUGAGGAAGGAGAAGGGGGUGAAUGGAGAGGUGGUGGGUGCUGAUGGGGUUGGCGGUGCUGUGAGCGCUGCUCUGAAGGCCCGGGCGGAGGAGGAAGCUGCUGGGAAGCUGGAGAGGUUGAGGAAGGAAGCGGAGGAGAGAGUGAGGGAGCAGGUGAGAGGAGAGGAGGCUGCGUUGCUGGCCAGAAGGAGAGGGGAGAUGGAGCAGAGGGCUGAAGCGUUGGGCAGAGGCGGGAAGGGUGCGGUGAUUCAGCUGGAGAAGGAUUUCCUGGAAGGGGAGUUAGGGGAGAAGAUCACACUUAUGAGGAAAGAAGCGGAGGAGAGGGAGGUGCGGGAAAGGGAGAGGCUUAAAGCGAGUAUAGAGAGGCGGCUGGAGGAGGCUGUGGAGGGGGAGGAGAGGGCGAUGGAAGGGGUGGUGGAGGAGAGGAAGAAGGAGAUGAGGGAGAGGGCCAGGCGGGCUGUUCAGGAGGAAGAGAAGAAGCUUCUAGAGGAGAUGCGAGCGCAGGUUCGGAAGAAGGUGGAGGAUAGGUUUGGCGCCGAGGCUGAGAGCUGGGCAGGUUCGGUGAGGGAGGAGUUGAUGGAGCAGGCGAAGAGGGAGGUGGAAGAGGAGGUUGAGGAGUGGCGGAGGAAGGAACUGGCUGGUGCUGGGGUGAAGGGGAGUGGGAGGAAGGGUAGGAAGAGGGGAGGGAAGAAGGGGAAGGAGGACGGGGGAGAGGAGGAGGAUGAAGAUGGGGAGGAGGAGGAAGAUGAGGAGUUGGAGGAGGAAAGGGAGAUGAGGAGGCAAGAAAUGAUGGAGGAAUUAGAGGAGGAGGUUGAGACAGAGAAGCAGAGGCGGUGGGAGGAGAUGGAGGAGGAUCUCAUCAGCCAAUGGGAGGCCAAGAAAGAGGAGCGGCUCGCUGAGCUGGCGCGAAAAGUGGACGCUGACGUGGCGGAGGGGUAUGAGAAGUUGAGAAGGGAGAAGGAGGAGGAGAUUGAGCGGAAGAUUUGGGAGCAGAAGGUCGCUGAGGUGGACGGGCAGAUUGGAAAAUUGCUCGAGGAGGAACGGGCAGUUCGGCUCCAAGCUGCCCGAAAAGUCAUGGAUGCUUCGUUAAGAAAGCAAAUCGCGAGUGAGAGGGAGGAGAGUCUGGGGCAGAUGAGGAAGGAAUGGGAUGAAAUGGAACCAGAGCAGCAGGAGGCUUGGGUGAUGCAGCAGAGAGAGGAGAAGGGGCGGAGGAUGGAAGAAGAGAUGAAGAGGCGGGUAGAGGAGGAAGUAAGGGAUUACAGAGAGAGAAUGCUGGCGACAGUUGCCGCAGAGGAGAGGGAGGUGCGGUCGAGAGAGAGCAACAAGAGAGACCUGGUGAGGAUUGAGAGAGAGUACAAGCGGCAGAGGCAGGAAAUGGAGUUGAGGGCCUCACAUGCUCUAGAGGCGUUUAGAACGGACCUGAGCGUGAGGCUGGAGCGGGAGAAGCUGAGACUGAGACGGGAAGCGAAGCACGCUCUAGAGAGGUAUGAAAUUGAGCUGGAUAUUAAGGUGGAGAAAAAGGUGGAGUCUAUGAGGGUGGACCUUCAGAUUAGGCUAGAAGCUAUGCGGAGGGAGAUGGAGGUGACUCUGAGGAAGAAGGUGGAGGAGGAGCGGGUGAGACGGCUGGAGAUUCUGAGUCGCGAGUUGAAGGCGGAAGAGAGGGAGAUGAGGCGGGGGUGGAGAGAGCUUAUGGCGCAGGAGGAAGCCAAGGUGAGAAGGCAGUACGAGCAGAGAAGGAAUCUGUUGAGUAAUGCGCUAGAGAGUGAGUCGAGUGGUGUGGAGGGGAGAGGGGGCGGUGUGGGGGGAGAGGAUGGGAAGCAGCGAGGCGGGAGGGGUGCGAACCGGAACCCGCACCAGCAGGUUGGGUUCGGCGGGUUAGGUUCGGGCGGGGUGCGGGGGAUGGGAGGGGGGAUGGGUGGGGGCGGAGGGGGGAUGUUUGGCGGGAUGGGGGGCGGGAUGGGGGGAAUGGGCGGGAUGGGGGGGAUGAGGUUGAUGGAUGGGAGUGGGGGGAGUGGAGGGGGAUUCAGGCUUCUAGAGGUGGCUAAUGAGAAGGUGGGUGGGGGUGGGGAGGGUAUGGGAGGGAGAGGAGGAGCGGGAGGAGCGAGAGGGAGAGUGGGCGGCGGAGGAGGGAUGGGAGGGAUGGGAGGGGGCGUAGGGGGAAUGGGUGGGGGUAAUAUGGGCGGGUCUUGGCUGGAAGAGCUGAGGAGUGGCGGGGAAUCAGAUGUGAGUCUGAGUCAUGGGUUGAGUGCUAGUAGGGAGUUUGAACCGGGGACAGGGGAGGACAGAGGGAGGAGAGGCAGAGGGAAGGGAGUGAGGCGGAGAGGGGAGGGUGGGGAUGGGGAGGAGGGAGAGGAGGAGGAGGAGGAAGAGGGAGAAGGUGAGGAGGAGGAAGAGGAGGAGGGGGAGGGGUUGGAUCUGGGACAGGGGCGAGGGGGGCUAGGAGGGAUGGUGGAGGAGGGAGGGUCCAUGUCUGAAGAGCCUGAGCAGCUGGAGGGGCAACACGACCGGCAGCAGCAGCAGCAGCAUCACCAAGAGAAAGCCAACACAGCAGGAGCGGCAGCAGCAGGCGGGGCAGCAGCAGGAGUGGCAGGGGCAGAGGCAGGGGCAGGGGCAGCGGCGGCGGUGGCAGCGGGUGGUGAAGUGGCUGCGAGUGCCGCGAGUGGGCUUGGGAGUGCCGAGCCAGAUCGAUCCGACGAGGCUGAUAGCAAGAAGGACGUGGACUCGCUCCCCCCUGAGGCCACAGGGGGAGCGGGUGCCACAUGGGGCGCAGGGGGGGAGCGGGGAGAGCGGGGGGAGAGGGGGGAGCGGGGAGAGGUAGGGGCGGAUGGGGCUGGCGGGCUGGAUGGUGGGGGAAGAGACGGAGGGGGAGGGGGAAAGGCGGGGGGAGAAGCAGCAGGGGGCGGCACAGCAGCGGGAGGGGCGGAGGGGCAGGGAACAGCAGUAGCAGUGGCCUUGGGGCCGCAUCCAUUGGGAUCUCCUGACGAUUCGGGAAGCAACUUCGGGGAAAGUUCCUCAGAGCUCCCGAGGUUGACGCUGGGGGGGGCGGGCGGGGAGGGGGAGGCGGCGGGGCUGGCGGGGGACUGGAUGGGGCGCGGGUGGGCGAAGCCGGGGCAGAGGCGGUCGAGGAAUCGCAACAGCGGGAAGGCGGCACGACAGCCGAAUGACGUCGCGGAUUAUUACUCCGAGUGGAGCGAGUCGGGGUCUGACCUGGUGAGCUCUUCCGCUCUUCUCAACUCCCCUCAACCCCUCCCAACCCUCUCCCAACCCUCUCCCAACCCCUCCCAACCUUUUUCAAUUCCUUUCAACGAGCUAGCGGAUAGGGAGUUAAGGCCAGGGGGCGGCAGGAAGGGGAUGGACGACGGAGAGCUAGCGGAUAGGGAGUUCAGGGCAAGGGGCGGCAAGAAGGGGAUGGACAACGGGGACAAACUCUUCAACUCCACUCACCCCCCUCAAUCCCUCUCAACUCCUCUCAAUCCCCCUCAACUGCUUCUCACGUCUGUCUGUUCCUGCUCAACCGUGUGCCACUUUUACGUGCAGGAGCUAGCGGAUAGGGAGUUCAGGGCGGGGGGCGGCAGAAAGGGCAUGGACAACGGGGACGAGCUCUUUGACGAGGAAGGCGUGCCCUUCAGUGAGCGAGCAUCCAUGGUGGAGCAAGCAAAGCUGUUUCCAGCGGAGCAGCAGAAAUACCUCAAGGAGCGCCAGGCUGUCAUCGAUGCUGAUUACUCCCCUACUGCUUGCCCUGUGCUGCCCCUGUGCCCCACCAGUGAGCGAGCAUCGAUGGUGGAGCAGGCAAAGCUAUUCGCUGCAGAGCAGCAGAAAUAUCUCAAAGAGCGCCAGGCUGUCAUCGAGGCCGCCUGGCAGGACUGGCAGCGCCAGAUGGCUGCCGCCCAGGAGGUCUCAGAUGAGGACGACAGACGCCGCCGCAUCCAGCACCUGACGGAUCUUAAAGCCACAUUGGACCAGCAUGUUAGGGAGCUGAAUGACGACGCCAGGCAUGUCAGUCAACUCAAGAAGAAUCUGCUGAGUUUUUCCAGAAAUGGGGCGAAUAGUGGGGCAGGGAGUGGGCCUGGUGCGGGGAGCGGUGGUGGGAGCGGGGAUUUCGGGAGAGGAGGGAGGGGAGGGAGAGGGGAAGGAGGGAGGAGGGACGGGGGAGUGGGAGGGAGGGGAGGGGCGGGGGGAAGAGGGGAGGGGGGAGUGGGGAUUCCGCCAGGUGGCGGCGUGCGAUUGGAUCAGAAUGGGCCGCUGUUGAAUUUCCCGCCGGAUGCGAUUAUGUCCCGAGCCUCGUCGUUUGCUUCGGCGAGCAUGGGUCGGGAGAGCUUCGAUAUUGAUGAGAUGAUGGGCGGGCUAGGGCUGGAAGGGCCCUGGUCCAGACCUAGUCCCCGAAGCAGCCUUGGAGGCACGGGGGACAUGAUGGGAGGAGGUUCGGGUGGAGCAGGAGUGGGGGCAGGUGCAAGAGGAGGGGGGAUGGCGGGAGGGGCAGGGGGGGGGAGUGGAGGCAUGGGGAUGGGAAUGGGGAUGGGUAUGAGGGGCGGCAGUGGUGGUGCUAGCAGUAGUAUGGGGGGAAGGGGAUUCGGUGGGGGGAUGGGAGGGGGAAUGGGUGGUGGGGGGAUGGGUCGAGGAGGCGGGAUGGGGGGAGGAGGGAUGGGGGGGAUGGGAAUGGGGGGAGGCGGGAUGGGAGGGGGGGGGCUAGGAGGCAGGGACUCGUGGUUUGAUGAGGUGUACGGGUCGAGUUCUGCUGUUACAUCCCCCACUCUCUCCCCGCCUGGCGUUGCGGGCAGAAAUAUUUUCCAGGGGGAGUUUGACCUGGGGGAGGGGAGUGGCGGAGGGGGCAGCGGCGGGGGGAGGAUGGGGGGAGGAGGAAUGGGAAUGGGGGGUGGCGGAGGGUUGGGAGGAGGGGGAGGAAGGAGAGGAGGGGGGAUGGAGGAGGGAGGGGCGAGGAGGGGCGGGGGAGGGGGAGGUGGAGCGGGAGCGGGGAUGGAAGUGGAGGGCGGAGGAGCAGAGUUCAAGUUUGGUAAUCUGCUGCCUGGAGCUCAAGCACAACCCGAUCCCCUGUGA
Messenger RNA from Closterium sp. Naga37s-1, 8583 nucleotides. The record is from the annotation of a GenBank genome assembly. NCBI's taxonomy places the organism in Eukaryota, Viridiplantae, Streptophyta, Zygnematophyceae, Desmidiales, Closteriaceae.